Molecule: messenger RNA, 4287 nt
Organism: Closterium sp. Yama58-4
Lineage: Eukaryota; Viridiplantae; Streptophyta; Zygnematophyceae; Desmidiales; Closteriaceae
Source: the annotation of a GenBank genome assembly
AUGAAGGAGAUGAAGGGGAUGGAAGAAACGGUAGAGCUCAUGGAGAUUGCUACAGCGGCAUGUAAUGAGCCUGCUUUUGAGUCGACUCAAACGCAGGAGAUGAAGGGGAUGAAGGGGAUUAAGGGGAUGGAAGAAAUGGAGGAGGAGGAGCUCAUGGAGGCUGCUACAGCGGCAGCGAGAGCCUUGAGAUGCUCAACGGGAGGUCCUGAGAGACGAACGCGGGGAACAGAAGGUGACGGAGGUUCGAAAAGGAGAGCACAAACGGGUGCUGGUGCUGCAGGGAGUGGUGGGGGGGAAACCGAAGAAGGCUGCGAGCAGGCAGAAGGAGGAGUGGGAAAUGGUCGAGAGGGGUAUGGAGGAGCGGAGGUCAGAGGAGGAAAGGAGGGGGAGGUGGCAGAUGAGGCGGGAGAGAGGAGAGAGGGGGUUUCGCCUUCUGAAGACGCUCAGCCUUCUCCUGCUGUGGAGCUCGCCGUUCGAAUCCUCAAGUGCUACAAACGGGAGAUCUCUCCCUGGAUCCCGGCCUCUUGUCGAUUCAUCCCCACAUGCAGCGAGUAUUCAGUCAUGGCACUGCGCAAGUACGGCCUUCUGAGAGGCGGGAUUUUGACUGCAUGGAGGUUGUUACGCUGUAACCCUUUCGGUCCGUCAGUCCCACCGGAGUUCAUCUGCCCGCUAUCGCACCAGCUCUUAUCGGAUCCUGUUAUUAUUGGGUCGGGUCAGACCUUCGAACGCGGCGCCAUUGAGAAAUGGUUUCAACAGGGUAAGCGAGUCUGCCCUAUAACGGGGAAACACCAAGAGCACAUGCGUCUCUUCCCGAACCAAGCGCUGCGUCAGCUGACUUCUGAUUGGUGCGACGCGAACGGGUUACACCUCGCUCCCGGUCUAACUGUAACCCAGAUCGAUCCGUCAAGCCCUUCCGGUAAAGCUGCUGGCAGCGGUGCAGAACCUGACGGCCACAAUGGCGUUCUUCCGUCAACGUCAGCCGAGCACAUGGACGAGGUCAUCCGUUUCCGUCAGGAACUGCAGCGAGCCCAAGCGUCUACGCCCAAACUUGACGGCGGAAACGGCGCGCUCAAUUUUAACGGGCUCACUCCCUCGGGAGGCGCUAUUGGCGGCCGCGGAUACGCGGAACCUCCGCGGACGCCGCCGGGACUUGGGGGUUUGCGGGGCAGCGGCGCGAAUGCGCUACUGAGCGGCGCCACACGGACGGUCAGGAUCUCCCGAUCGCAGUCGUUGCAGCCCAAGGCGGGCGCGAUGGGGGCGUUUCUCCGCGCGCUGAAAGAGACUGAGGGGGCGGAAAGCGAGGGGAAGGGGGGAAGCGGAGAAGGGGGAGGCGGCGGAAAAGGGUUUGGCGCAGGCGGGGAGAAGUCCCUCGGGUUGCGCCGAGCUGCGGAUCCGCUUGACGGGGGCCACGGCGGAAGUGGAAGCGGCGGCUUGCGCGGAAGCGGGGAAGGGGGAAGGGAUUCCGGGCGGAGCGGAAGCAGGAACGAGCUGUCCGGAGGCCGGAAGGAGGGGGGAGAUCCGGAGGAGCGCGGACGGCAGGAUGGCGAGAUGGGGAGAAACGGCGGAAUUGUGAACCGCCGGCUUAACUUGGGGGGCGCGGGGGUGAUGGCGGGCGGAAGCCUUGGGCGCAAGAUGGGGAGCGCAAUGCGCCGAUCGACCUCGGUUCAGGUGCAGAACAUGUCCGCUUCGGGCAGCCGCGCGGGCAGCGGACGAAAAGACGCGUUCCACGAGGCGGUUGAAGAGAUGUUGGGGGAGAAGCGGGCAGGAGAAAAAGAUUCCGACGGGAGGCGUGGGGGGAGCAAGGAUCGGGAUUGGGAGAAGGACAGGAACAGGGAUAGCGAUCGGGAUGAGCGCAAUUUCCGGUCGGAUGACGAUCGUGACCGUUCUUCUAACGAGCGUCGCAAUAGCGGGGAGUUUCGUCUCGAGGAGUAUUCGUCCGAGCGGGAAGAGCGGGGCGGGAGGAGGAGCGCUGAGUAUGACAGGAGUUCUAAUAGCGGGGGGAGGAGUUUAUCUCAUUUAUCUAACUUAGCGGGUGGCGGAGGAAGCAAUCCUAGCAGCGGAGAGUUCGAGAUCGGGGGAAGCAGGGGCGCGGGGGAAUCGAGGACCGCGGGCGGAGCCGGAGGGGGAGUUUCCAGGUUGGGAGCCGGGGGAGGGGGAGCGGGUGGAGACCCCUUCCGCGGACUCGGCGGAAACAGGGUGCCGAUCGGGGGAAGCGUGGGGCGGCGGAGCGGAAUGGGGCUGUUGCGCAGCGGAUCCCUGCAGCCGCGCAACUCGCGCAAGAUCGCGCGCGACUCGUUUUUUGGCGCGCUAGAAGAGGUGGCCGAGGAGAAAGGCGCGGGGAAAGGCGCGGGGAAGGGCGCGGGCGCGGGGGGGGAAGGCGCGGGGGAGGCGGGCGCGGGAGACGCGGGCGGGCGCAGGGUUCCGCACUCGCUUUCCGCGGGUGGGCAACCGCCUAUGAGCCCUCUUAGGAGUUCCCUCGGCCAAGAAGGAAAACAGGGCUUCGAGUUACCCCAGGCUCACAGACGCGGCCACUCCGUUUCGCUCCACGAUUCCUCCAGCGGCGGCGGCGGCGGAGUGCUAGAAAAGGGCGGCGGCGCGUUGGCGGGGCUCCCAGUUGUGCCUCUAACGGGGGGAGCGGCUGUAGCGGGCGUUCCCGGGGUGGGGGGGGUGGUUCUCUCGGGAAAAUCACGGCCGCUUUCGAGCCUUCGCAGAGCAUCCUCUUUGGUGCCCGUGGGAGCAAAGGAUAGGCCGGGGAGCGCGGGGGGGCUGAGGGGCGGGGGAGGCGGAGGGUUAGGGGGAGGCGGAGGGGGAAAAGGAGGGGAUUCGGAGGAUUCGUUUUCGUUCCAUGAUUUUGUGAAGGAGUUGAAAGCUAGUGGCGGCGGUGGUGGUGGUGGCAGUGCUGCUGGUGGUGACUUGGGCGGUGGUGGUAGUGGUGGUGGUGGGGGAGCGCACAAGAGAACCGGUUCCUCUGGCGAGCGUGACAAUAACGAGCCCUUUUCGUUUUCAGUCAGCCAUGCCAAAAACAAAACCAACCCCAGCACCAACGCGGACCUACCCAGAAGCAGCAGCGCCACAACCAGCAGCAAAGCAGACUCUGACAGCCCAGCCCGCAGGCAAUUCCCCUCGUCUCUCUCCCUUUCCAAAAGCCCUAGAGGAGCAAGAGGCGUCACGUUUGCGUCUGGGAAAGAUUUAGUGGAAGAUUUGAGUCUCCGUCCUAAAACCCCUCCUACCAGGUUCGGAGGGUUGGGAGGGGGAGGAGGAGCGGGAGGAGGGGUGUUGAGGCCGAGUAGUGGGGGGUUCGGAGCGAGAGGAGGAGGAGGAGGAGGGGGGUUGAGGAGGGCUACGUCAGUCCAGCCUGGGCUGACCACUGGAAGCGACCAUCACUCUUCCUCCUCUUCCUCUGCUGCUGCCGCUGCGGCGGCUGCUGCUGAUUUGCCUGCUCUAGUCGAGGCUCUGUCUUCAGACUCUGACGCAGAGAAGGUAGAAGCAGUAAGCACCGUGCGCGCUUUACUAAAAGCCAACAAGGAGAACAAGGCGAAGCUGAUCGCUGCUGGUGGUAUACCACCCCUGGUGGCAUUUCUGCAACGAAACAGCCCUACAGGGAAGGACCAGGCGGUAACCGCUAUCUUGAACCUCUCUCUAGUUGCCGGGGCACCAGCAAUAAUAGCGUCAGUGGGGGGAAUUGCGGCUAUCACGGAUGUUCUUCGCUCGGGCAGCCCGGCUGCCCGGGAAAACGCGGCAGCUGCCCUUUUCGCGCUUUCGGUGGAUGAGGCAAAUCAGACGCUGGUUCGGGAAGCGGGAGCUAUCCUGCCAUUGGUCGGCGUGUUGCGCAUGGGCAGCACGCGCGGAAAAAAAGACGCGGCGUUGGUUCUUUUCAAUCUAUCCAGAGACCCGCAGAGCCGCCUGGAAAUCGUUCGGGCAGACGCGGUAAAAGUUUUGCUCGGGCUGCUGGGGUGCUCGGAAGUAGGGCUGGAAGAAAAAGCCAUGGCUGUGCUGGCGAACCUGUGCAGGCUUCAGGAGGGGUGUGAAGCGGUGCUGAGGAUUAACGGUGCGGUUCCGGCGUUGGUUGCAGUGGUGGAGGGCGGUUCGCAGAGGGCGAAGGAGGAUGCGGUGAUGACUCUGCUGAUGCUGGCCAAUAGUGAGCCGGAUUGCUGCCGGGGCAUGCAAGGGGAGGGCAUGAUGGAGGUAUUGCAUGAGUUGACUCGAAAUGGCUCUUCCAGGUGUAAGAGCAAGGCAAAGGCUUUGGUCGAGCUGCUGCAGAUGCAGGGGGAGGAGGAUUCUGAGUAG